This is a messenger RNA of Psilocybe cubensis, 810 nucleotides long. RefSeq lists its product as uncharacterized. The coding region runs from base 1 to 810 and encodes 269 amino acids. NCBI's taxonomy places the organism in Eukaryota, Fungi, Basidiomycota, Agaricomycetes, Agaricales, Agrocybaceae. The transcript has 2 exons. The record is from RefSeq and is a predicted model, not a curated record.
AUGUUGCGCCCUCCCACCAUCCCACUCAGACAAAAUAUAGUGCCGUGCACCAGACUUAUCAAAGAUGUCAAACAGGAUAACAUCCUCGACAAGCACCCAGCUGAAAUCGUGGAUAUCGCUCUUGACACCCUACAGAGCCUCGGGAUCCAACUCGUAGAAUGGCGGUCCCUUUUGUAUCGGAGACUGGGGGUCCCGGUACUCGUACUUGAUUACUCCUUCCUCGUGCCAGAUGACGACCUAGACCGAGCUUCGGAUCUGCUUACCCGCACAGGCUUGCCUCUAUCACCCCCUAACAAAUUAUUCAUGAAAACGUACGGCGACUUCUACGCCAAAGGCCGAUUCCAUAGAAUCACUAAGGCUACUCGGAUUUCCUCUGUUCAGCAUAUUACACUCUACCCCAUGUCCUUUUCCACCCUUGCUCCCGCCGAUUUGAUUGAGCAGUCACCGAUCCAUAUACAACCUUCACGGUGCUCCAAGAUUCUAGUGCCCCGACCACCUGCCUUGUUUGCGUCUUUUGUCCGGAUGAUGACCAUGUACCCCCGCUUCGGGGGCACCCGCACCACACUCGAAUCGGAGCUCUCUGAGCUCGUCGGAUACCACCUAUACGGCCUAUCAGGGGGCUUUGUUGACGCGGAUGAUGAGGGUGCAUGGGAGGAGAUGGAUGUUGAUCGCCGGGUUUCAGAAGCUGGGCAGCUUGUUCGUCAAUGGAGCGUUGAAGAAGAAUGGCGGGCGGGCGAGGAGUGGAUCGCUGAUGCCCUUGCGGCCAUCGCUUUUGGUGCGGAUGUAGGUGAGCUUCCGUAUAAAACUUGA